Aspergillus caelatus is the source of this 738-nucleotide messenger RNA. RefSeq names its product DUF924 family protein. The coding region runs from base 77 to 607 and encodes 176 amino acids. NCBI's taxonomy places the organism in Eukaryota, Fungi, Ascomycota, Eurotiomycetes, Eurotiales, Aspergillaceae. The record is from RefSeq and is a predicted model, not a curated record. Gene Ontology annotation, molecular function: protein binding. The transcript has a single exon.
GACCAGCAUACCAAGCUCUCUGCAUACAGACUCUGAAUCCUCGUCAUCUCCCCACCCCACCGGCUAAACAAAAUCCAUGCAAAGAACAAUGUCAAAAACUCAUGACAAAGUACUCACCUUCUGGUUUGGCCAGAAAGGCUCCCGAGAGUAUCUUCAACAAAAGUCAUUUUGGUACGGAAGUUCAUCCGACGACACCUACGUUCGCAAGCACCUCGGGCCCGACUACGAAGCCGCCAAAACGGGGGCCCUCGAUGAUUGGAAGUUUGACGGCCAGGGCGAGGGCGCACUAGCUCUAAUCCUUCUCCUGGACCAAGUACCCCGAAAUAUCUUCCGCGACACCCCGCAAGCUUAUGCAACGGACUCCAAGGCAGUUGCUGUAGCGCGAUAUGCCGUGGACCAGGGCUGGGAUAAGAGCAUGCCCGCGAUCCAGCGACGAUAUAUGUAUUCGCCGUUCAAUCAUUCAGAGAAUCUGGAAGAUCAGGAGAUGUCGUUGAAGUUAUUCACGGAGCUGGGAGAUAGUUAUCACUUGCAUUGGGCAAGGAACUUCCACGACCAGAUCAAGCGGGAUGGGAGGUUUGUGCAUCGUGAUCGGAUUCUGGGCCGAUAAAUCAUAUGACCGGUGAUAGCAACGCCUAGUGUCAUGUGUAUCGAUAGAGCAAUAUAUCAGUAAAAUGAAGUUUGUUUAAUACCGCAUUGAGAGGGUCUACUCUGCCUCUAGACGAUCAGUGCGAGUUGGAG